Messenger RNA from Oncorhynchus tshawytscha (Chinook salmon), 760 nucleotides. RefSeq lists its product as uncharacterized. The coding region runs from base 180 to 665 and encodes 161 amino acids. The transcript has 4 exons. Lineage: Eukaryota; Metazoa; Chordata; Actinopteri; Salmoniformes; Salmonidae. The record is from RefSeq and is a predicted model, not a curated record.
UGAAGAAGCAGUAAGAGUUGAGACUGAGGCCCAGUGAAGAAGCAGUAGGAGUUGAGACGGAGGCCCAGUGACGAAGCAGUAGGAGUUGAGACGGAGGCCCAGUGAAGAAGCAGUAAGAGUUGAGAUACAGGGAAAACACUAUCUUCAUCAACCAGGUGUGGGUGUGACAGACCGUAGCCAUGGUACCCAAGCAAGGCAUGACGCUGCUGCUGCUGCUCCUGGUCGUCGCCACGGCAGCGGUGAUGGGACAGAGGAGCCAGCGUCGCCCGGCAACCACAGACGAAUGGAACUACAAGGCUGGCUCGGAGAAGGUAAACAUGCGUGGGGUGUCCAACCUCACCCAGGUCCUGGACAACUGGAGGUUUGACAUCCUCACUGAGAUGAAGACACUGCUCCAGAACGACCACCAGUCACUACUGCCAGACUACGCCAGGGUCCAGCCCCUGUCUGAGGCUCUGAAUGACCUUUACAAGGAGUUCAACUCUCUCAAGGCUCACCUUGGUGAUCUCACAGAGAAAUUUGUCGCCAUAGAAACCUUCAUCGACGAGGUCAAGACUGAGCGGGCCAAUGGUGGCACCUUGGCCCCUGCCUCCAACCCAAACCCCGCCUCCAACCCAGUGCCAGCUAGGAGGAGAAUGGUCAAAAAGAAAGCUCCCGCCUCUUAAAUGACUAAAACUCCACCCCAUCCCAUUGACCCCACCCAACUCAUCCUACUCACCCCACCCUACUAUGCUCUACCCUACCCCAUCCCAUCCCACUG